Messenger RNA from Macrosiphum euphorbiae (potato aphid), 918 nucleotides. The record is from the annotation of a GenBank genome assembly. NCBI's taxonomy places the organism in Eukaryota, Metazoa, Arthropoda, Insecta, Hemiptera, Aphididae.
AUGAUCACUGCCACCACCGUAGGAUUUAUCGUCGGCUUGUUAUUGAAGACCUCUGUAGCAGUCCAACAGAACGUCUCAUUUCUGAAUGGACUUCCGGAAAACUUCACGUCGGAUGGCGCCAUCGAUGUGCAGUACACGUCGUGCAAAGUAAUCACCGACCGUAUCGUGGCCACCGCCGAGGGAAAGUUUUCACGUUUUUGUCAUGGGAUUUGCAACAUAAAUGAGACAAACGCAAGGCUGCAUCGCAUCGAAACUUUGUUAACAGCAGAUGCGGAAAAUAUAAAACAACGAUUAUUUUAUAUGGAACGUGUUUUGUUGAACGGACAAAUCAUAAGAAAACCCAGUGAGGGUGACGCGGUGGACACAGGGAGACUCCGGGAGAUCGGUACGUACAACGGCACAGUGUCCACCACCGAGGAUGGCCCCUCAUCAGGGGCCCGACCACGGGGUCCGACCACCGCGUUCGUCUACUACUGGCGCGUGGACGAGUUCUGGAGGCUGUCGUUCUCAGCGGACGGCCUGGCCCGCAGCCCGCCGUUUUACGUGUCGCCCCGCAGCUACCGUAUCUCGCUGACCGUCCACUCAGACGUGACGGCCCGGACGGUCCGCGUGGCCGCAGUGCCGGCCGCCGGCGAGUACGACGCUCAGCUCAGGUGGCCGUUCGCUCACCGGCUCCGGCUCAGCGUGCUCGACCAGACGGACGUCGGGCCCGAGGACAUCGUGUCCCGCGUCUGGGACGACGUCCGGUGCGCCGCCUCACCACCGUCACCGCCGACACCGCAGCACUACCGCCAGAACCAGCCAGCCCCGGAAGUCGUCUGCGCGUCUAUGGAGUUCCGGCAUGACGUGCUGACGUACAGGCGUUACGCGGCCGGUGACGCGCUCGUCGUCAAGCUGACGGUGUUCUUGCAGCAGUAG